Molecule: messenger RNA, 1355 nt
Organism: Branchiostoma belcheri (Belcher's lancelet)
Lineage: Eukaryota; Metazoa; Chordata; Leptocardii; Amphioxiformes; Branchiostomatidae
Exons: 7
Coding region: 187-1014 (275 amino acids)
Cellular component (GO): cytosol
Source: RefSeq, a predicted model, not a curated record
CGGCAGGACACGUCACAGUGAUCUUUGGAAAACAAGUAGCACACACCCACACCAGGAAACGGCUACAGAACUGUUCUGUGGAUCAGUGGAACUGCGGCGGUCGCUGGUUGUACACAUAUCGUUUAAUCGACUCCUUCAGUAUAAAAACAAAAGCAGCUUGGGGGACAGUUGAACUUGGAGACUGCGAUGGCCACAUCAACCAAAAGGAGCAGAUACAAUGUGCAGAGCCCAAGGAACAGGCUGGCAAACCCUCGGGUCCUGAAGGCCUUCCUGCAAGCGACUAUAGCCUUCCAGAAGGCGGGUAAGAAAGACGAAGUCGACAGCCCCGACGUACUGCGAGCCACUGCCCAACAGCGAGUUGCCGAUGAGAAAACCCUGAGUGAGCGUCUGUGGGACCAGAAUUUGGACCUGGUCGACGCAGCAUGGGAUACGAAGUUCAUCCAGGGCAUCGCACAUGGAAACCUCGACCCAAAUGACUAUGGCCAGUACACGGUUCAGGAUGCCGCAUACUGCAACGCCGCCACUGACAACCUCCAGUUCCUUACAGACAAGGUUCAGGGAGCUCCCCUUGAAGAGUUCUUCAAGGGCCAGUACGAGGGCUACAAGGGUUACACACAGGAGCUGUAUGAAAGCUGGUUUCUCAAGCCAGAUGGUGCAGACCUCGGUCCGGCUGCUCAGGCGUACGUGGAUUUGGAGCACGAGAUAGCGCACAACGAGGAGGCCCUGUACUAUCUGGUGUCCAUGAUUCCAUGUCUUCGACUGUGGCCCUACCUGGCUAAAAUGAUGGAGAAAGGUGGUUACGACAAGGAAUCCAACAUUUACAAGUUCUGGAUUGAGGACAACGGCAGUUACAAAAGUGCGGAGGAAGUUGAAGAAGUCGUGGACGGAUGCAGCCUCUCCGGGCUUAUCAACGAGGAGAAGGCCAAUCAGAUCUACCGCAAGUGCAUGUACGGGGAGGUCAACUUCUUCAAGUCUGCAUGUGACGAACCGCUCCUGAUCAUACCUCCUCAGUAAAGGAGCCAAGGGGUGUGCCAUCAGCAACAACAGCUGACACUGGAGUUUUCUUAAACACAAAGAUAGUUUACCUUGCUGACAUUUGCUUGCAUGGGGAAUAAGGAUGAACAACAAUGUUGGUGUGCUCUGCAUGGCAAAACACUGCAAUUCUUAGAAAAGCUUUUUGUGUAUCCCAAUACAUACAUACAAUGCAUGUGCCUUAAAUGACUAGUCACAGGAGGAGCUAAGGUGCUAAUCUCCAAGCAGAUCCUAGGGUGGCAAAAGACAGUAUCAAAUUGACCUGGCAGUAUCCAUUGGCCAGAGAGGGUACAAUAUGCCACCCAAGUGGGGGUAGCGACCAA